AUGCUCGCGUCGAUUCUUGCCGCGUUUACACCUGCGCCCGAUGACGGGGUUCAACGGCGACCCCCACGGUAUGCUGGCGAAGACACCACCCCGACCAGCCACCGAGAGAUCCUCGGCUGGUACUCGUACGGUAUCGCAGCCGAAGUAUUUGCGGUGUGCGGUGUUGGGUCAUUUCUACCCUUGACACUCGAACAGCUUGCUCGCGAGAAUGGCACUCUACAAAAUAGCCAUUUGCCCUGUUGGGGUCCCCAGGCGCCGGAAAACAAGGGCGAUGAGCAAUGCAUGGUCGGAGUUCUAGGACUCCAUAUCACCACGGCUAGCUUCGCGAUGUAUACUUUCUCAUUGGCAGUGCUGAUCCAGGCGUUGGCCUUGAUUUCGUUCAGCGCCCUGGCUGACUAUGAGCGAAACCGCAAAACAUUACUCUUGUCCUUCGGCUUCAUCGGCUCGGCGACUAGCAUGCUUUUUGUCUUUGUUGCACCUUCGGUUUUCAUCCUCGGUUCGAUCCUCGUUGUCAUCGGAGUCACCUGCCUUGGCUCGUCAUUCGUCGUACUCAACUCUUUUCUACCCUUAUUGGUCGCCAAUGAUCCGUCGAUCCAAAGUACCCAGCCUGACCGGGGCGAAGAAUUGUCGAACUUGGAUCGGGAUGAGGAACCCAACGAAUGGAACUCUUGGGACGACAGUGAUAGUCUGGAUGGAAUGCCUGCUGACAAUCAUCCCGCGGAGUCUCUGGAAGAUGGAUUGAAGUCGAAGAGCACACAAUUCUCUUCGCCGGAGCUGCAGCUAUCUACCAAGAUUUCAUCCAAGGGAGUGGGUCUCGGAUACUGUGCGGCAGUGUUCGUACAGAUUUUGAGUAUUAUCAUGCUCAUCACUCUCAGCAAGACCUCUCUCGCCAAGGCGUCGGGAACCCUUCCGCUACGCUUUGUGUUGCUGCUGGUAGGAAUCUGGUGGUGUGCAUUUACACUCGUCACUCGCCGCUGGCUGCGUGACCGUCCUGGGCCUCCAUUGGAUACUUCAUCGACUCCGGGAACUGCCCGCUGGCGCGUAUGGCUCCGUUUGGUGGGCUUCGCGUGGAAGUCGCUCUGGCGGACGGUCACGAUCGCGGUGCGACUGCGAGAAGUGCUCAUCUUUCUCGUCGCUUGGUUCCUCCUCUCGGAUGCAAUGGCCACUGUUUCCGGCACGGCGAUUCUGUUCGCGCGCACGGAGCUUCAGAUGAGCACAACCGCUAUUGCCUGCUUGUCCAUUACCGUCACUCUUUCGGGGAUGGCGGGGGCAUUCCUCUGGCCGCACGUUUCUCGACGAUUUGGGUUGGAGUCGAACCACACCAUUAUCUUGUGCAUUGCCCUCUUCGAGAUCAUUCCAUUGUACGGAAUGUUGGCGUACAUUCCCUUUGUGAAGAAGUGGGGGGUGAUUGGCCUGCAAAAGCCAUGGGAGAUCUUCCCAUUGGGCAUCAUCCACGGCAUCGUUUCUGGCGGCCUGGCAUCCUACUGCCGGUCCUUCUUUGGGUUGUUGAUUCCCCCGGGCAGCGAAGCAGCCUUCUACGCCCUAUAUGCGGCCACCGACAAGGGAAGUUCGUUUAUUGGGCCAGCAGUGGUCGGUGUGCUUAUUGAUGCGACUGGCCAAGUACGGACAGGAUUCUUCUUCAUUGCCGUACUGAUCGUGUUGCCUAUCCCAUUAGUCUGGAUGGUGAAUGCCGAGAAGGGUCGUCGCGAUGCUCUGGUCAUGGCGGACACGCUGAAGGAAGGGCAUAAAUCGCACGGAGGAGCCACCGACGAUGCACAGGAGGCUGAGGGUUUGCUAGCCCGCGAGGCGUAA
This is a messenger RNA of Penicillium cataractarum, 1812 nucleotides long. RefSeq lists its product as uncharacterized. NCBI's taxonomy places the organism in Eukaryota, Fungi, Ascomycota, Eurotiomycetes, Eurotiales, Aspergillaceae. The transcript has 3 exons. The record is from RefSeq and is a predicted model, not a curated record. The coding region runs from base 1 to 1812 and encodes 603 amino acids. Gene Ontology annotation, biological process: amino acid transmembrane export from vacuole.